Molecule: messenger RNA, 1532 nt
Organism: Nematolebias whitei (Rio pearlfish)
Lineage: Eukaryota; Metazoa; Chordata; Actinopteri; Cyprinodontiformes; Rivulidae
Gene: fkbp1b
Product: FKBP prolyl isomerase 1B
Exons: 4
Coding region: 171-497 (108 amino acids)
Molecular function (GO): peptidyl-prolyl cis-trans isomerase activity
Source: RefSeq, a predicted model, not a curated record
AUCUUGGCACUCUUUGGCUGAGGCUGCUGAGAGAGUCUAGCUGUCCGGUUUAUUCAUGGUUUCCAUCGAUUAAGUCUCAUUUUAAACCGCAGAGGGGAGACGCUGCUUGUAAAAGAAAAUAAAAAUCACUUUUAUGUGUUUUAGCUAAACUUUGAAGUAGCACAACCACCAUGGGCGUGGAAGUCGAGACAAUAUCCCCCGGUGAUGGACGAACAUUUCCAAAGAAAGGCCAAACGUGUGUCGUUCAUUACAUAGGAAUGCUCCAGAACGGGAAAAAGUUUGACUCCUCUCGAGACAGGAACAAACCCUUUAAGUUCAAGAUUGGACGGAGUGAGGUUAUCAAGGGCUGGGAGGAAGGAGUAGCACAGAUGAGCCUGGGUCAGAGGGCUAAAAUCACCUGCACACCAGAUAUGGCGUAUGGAGCGACAGGCCACCCUGGGGUCAUCCCACCAAACGCCACGCUUAUUUUUGAUGUGGAACUGCUGAAGCUCGAGUGACGGCCUGCUCCACAACACAAAGAUGGAAGGCUGCGCUCACCACGUCCUGUCCCUACAGGGAGACCAUACCCAGCUGCUGCCUCCCCCCGUCAACCCACCACUUUUCUUUCCCUUUGAUUUCUACCGUUUCGUUCAGUUCACUAUUUAAAUGACACUUCUGCUGCUCUGCUGCCAUCCUGUCAGAAUAGUCACAAGACUUUUGAGCCUCACUCAGGUUAGUUUCUGUUCAUCCUUUUUACGUUCAUCCAUUGUAGAUUUUGUCAGAAGCUCUUUUAAGCAGAUGAAACUCAAUAAUGCACUGCGAUCUGAACGGCCUUACAGUUUGAGCAACAGGACUGGGAACCAACAUGUUCCAGACACCCCUGCUCUGUACAGCUGGCCAUUAUACCACUUUGAUGAAGGCUUGUCCUGGUGAAUGCUCCCAGUGAGCGUAGAGAGCCCAGCAUACUCCGUCUGAAGCCGAGCAGUCGACUCGCGUCCACGACACACGGGCGCAGAGCUCCUGGGACACGGCUCCCGCUGCAGUACACGUCACCGCACGGGUUGCUUCCCUCCAGAGUCUCCACCCUCCCUGCGUCCGCUGUUUGUCCACAAAGCCAUCAAGAAGAGCGCGCCACACUUUUCAGCAGACUGCUCCACACACGAUGUCUGCACGAUCUCCAUCCAGGAGCUUUUUGACUACGUUUGAAGAGUCUGUACAGCUGAAUGUCCCAAGCAUUUACGCACUGACAAACAUCUGGAAACUUCUCACCGAUCACACGACGCUCAGCGCAUACGCCUGCAAGAAAAAGUUGAGGCCGGGCCUUGUGUCGAGAACGGGCGAGCAAAGCUACUCUGACAACAAAAUGACAUGAUUCUCAUCACGCAGCUACACCGAGAGCCGAUUUCUCCACUUCGGAUGGAGUAUGCAGGGCCCUUUACUUUUCAGUUUUAUAACCUGUAUGCACAUUCACUGCAAGUGUUGACCCCAGUACUGUACAGCACCCAUAAAGAGCCAUUACUACUGUAAGUUUCCUGACCAACUCUUGAAUAAAU